Suillus plorans is the source of this 1026-nucleotide messenger RNA. RefSeq lists its product as uncharacterized. The transcript has 14 exons. The coding region runs from base 1 to 1026 and encodes 341 amino acids. The record is from RefSeq and is a predicted model, not a curated record. NCBI's taxonomy places the organism in Eukaryota, Fungi, Basidiomycota, Agaricomycetes, Boletales, Suillaceae.
AUGACUAUAGUCUCAGACGAUCCCGCUUGGUGGCCGACCGUUAGUGCAAGUCUUUUUUUGAGCUAUUUUAUAGUUGCCGCCUUCAUGGGAAUAACAUAUGAUUGGGUACUUUCAGCACUUACACUUGGACAAGAGGUGGAACUGAUAUGGAGGCAACACUGGUCCCAAAUGACAGUCAUGUAUCUCGGUACGCGCUACCUUGGAAUCUUAUCUGCUGCCGUGUACAUGCUGGGGAGUGUGCCGACCAUUUUGCUGUCAGAUACAUGCCCUGUAGGAGUGGGUGUGGUUCCUUGCUACCUUAUUGGUUCACUAAUGGCUGCCGUGCUAUACUGCCACAGGUGCUUAAUUUCGUACAACGUAUGGAAUUGGACAGUUCAAGUGGCAUUUGUAAUGCUGAGGGUCAUCAUAGUCAUUCGGUUGUAUGCCAUGUAUCAGCGAUCCAGAAAAAUCCUGAUAUUUCUCGUUGUCACUGUCCUGGCUGUCAAUAUUUUUGACGGAGUGGCCACCGUAAUAACGACAAUGCAGGUUUCAGGGGAGGAAUUCAUUCUCUCCGGCACUUAUCAGUGCGAGGUUGACUAUCCGGAAGAUGUCCUACUUCUGAUGUCUGCCAAUUGGAUACUCACCACCGUGUGGGAGGUCCUCACACUAUGUCUCGCAAUCUGGAUUGCGGUAAAACACUUCCGUGAACUGCGACAACAUUCGGAAGGAGGAAUUUUCGAGGACUGUUUCAUGGUGUUGAUGAAAACUCACGUGGUUUACUUUGCGAGUUUUGUUGUUGUUUGUUGCUUCGAGCUCAUUGUUGAUUUCACUCCAACAUUAUUAACGACCAAUUCCCUGGGCGCUCAGAUUGUUGUUGGUUUGUUUCAGAUUUUCCAGGUCGUGCAGAUUUUUGUCCUGGGACCGCGCCUGAUACUUGGCAUUCGAGAAUAUCACGCUAAGCUCGUUGCCGAUGCCGACGCAGCGACUGUUAUGACCUCAAUCGCUUUCCAGGAGCGUGUGCAUAUAUCGACUGGCAGUGGUGUGUGA